AUGAACUGCAAGUCUGGUUAUAUAUUUUUACGAAUUCGUCUACCACUAGGGGGCGGCACCCUUUCCCCUUGGUUUCCCACAUCCGCGUGCCCUCUUAUUACACUUCCGCUGAAGCGCUUGUAUAGUCCUCUUCUACCAGCCCGAUUCAACAUGGGACGAGUCAGGACCAAGACGGUGAAAAAAGCCGCCCGGGUCAUCAUUGAGAAGUACUACACCCGGCUGGGAAAUGACUUCCACACCAACAAGAGGGUGUGUGAAGAGAUCGCUAUCAUCCCCAGCAAGAAGCUGCGCAACAAGAUCGCUGGGUAUGUGACCCAUCUGAUGAAGCGCAUCCAGAGGGGUCCCGUCAGAGGCAUCUCCAUCAAGCUGCAGGAGGAGGAGAGGGAGAGGAGGGACAACUACGUCCCAGAGGUUUCUGCUCUUGACCAAGAGAUCAUAGAGGUGGACCCUGACACCAAGGAGAUGCUCAAACUACUGGACUUCGGAAGUCUGUCCAACCUGCAGGUCACCCAGCCAACUGUCGGAAUGAACUUUAAGACACCCAGAGGAGUCUAGGCAUUUGUAAUAUAUCUCUUAAUAAAUACAAAAUGUACAAAAAAAGCAAUAAGUCUCCUAGUGGUCUUGCUGUUUAGAACAAGUAGAUGCGUAUGCUAGAUUGAUGGAAAUGUUAAUUGGAUAAGCGCUUGGUCCUCAUGUCCUUGACUCAAUUGAACUGUAAUUUCAGGCUUUGUGCAAUAAAGUUUAGUUCAUAUACUAUAGAGCAUUUGGAAAGUAUUCAGACCCCACAACUUUUUCCAUAUUUUGUUACAUUACAGCCUUAUUCUAAAGUGGAUUCAAUUGUUUUUUGUUAUCUACAUGCAAUAACCCCAUAAUGACAAAGCAAAAAACGUUUUUUUAUAAGUGUUGCAAGUGUAUUAAAAUAUCAUAUACAUAAGUA
This is a messenger RNA of Salvelinus fontinalis (brook trout), 937 nucleotides long. RefSeq names its product 40S ribosomal protein S17-like. The transcript has 5 exons. Gene Ontology annotation, cellular component: ribosome. Lineage: Eukaryota; Metazoa; Chordata; Actinopteri; Salmoniformes; Salmonidae. The record is from RefSeq and is a predicted model, not a curated record. Gene Ontology annotation, molecular function: structural constituent of ribosome. Gene Ontology annotation, biological process: translation. Bases 1 to 555 code for a protein of 184 amino acids.